CGGCCACGUGAUACGAAAACGCCAAUAUGCCACACAACAACAUCGUCUGCGAGUGGUUGCGCGCCAUUGGCAUGCAACAGUAUGCCGAGAGUUUCAUGGAGAACGGUUACGAUGAACUGGAGAUUUGCAAACAAAUUGGCGAUAUUGAUUUGGACGCAAUCGGUGUGGAUACGGUGCAACAUCGCAACAAACUGCUGAAGAGUGUGCGCUCGUUGCGCGAGAAGGGCGCCGCCAUUGUGUAUGUGAUGAUCAACGAUCCGAAGGCGUUGAGCAGUAGCAAUGAGAUUUUGGCAACCGAUUGUGAUGCGCCGACGACUAUGAAGGAGCUGGAGGCCAUUAUGAAGCGUCAUUUGGAGGCCGAUGGCAUUCGGCUGACAGCGCAUCCCUAUUCGACGCCGGAGGGCAAACGCGGCUAUUUGGAGGGCCUUGCCGCGCACUAUAGCAAACAGAUUAAUAUGCCGUACGAGGACGUGUUGGACGCCAUCGAGGAGGUGCGCGUUUCCAAGUGGAAGGAGCGCCAUGUGCGCAUUUCGACCGGCCACACUUUGUCGCGGCGCGCGGGCGGCAGCAGCAGCAGCGGUGGCAUCGGUGUCAGCGUCAUGUCGGGGAUGAUGGGCGGCGGCGGCGGCGGCGGCGGUGGAUUCGGCAUUAUUGGCGGCAAUAUCGCAAAUCAAUCAACUCUGCCGACAAGUCACAGCCAACCAUUGUAUGUGCCUGGAAAAUAUUUGCCAUCUAGUUGCCUUUCCAAUCGUGAGGAGAAUGAAAUCUACAGCUUUGCGCAAAACGAUUUGGCAAAUCGCAUGGCCAGAAGUGCAAUUGAUUCGAAAUCGGCGGUUAACCUGAAUGGCAUGCAGCACAGCUAUCCGGGCGCCAGGCGGAAUUUCUUCUACGAUUUCUCGGCAACAGAGGGUCGUAGUCGGAAUAAAAGACGUACGGUAUUUGCGCGUUUCCUCAGCGGUCUGAACAAAGGAGCCGAAGAAAAUAACCCGAACGAAGAAAUGCAAUUGAAGUCCGCGGAGAAGUUUAAAGCCUGCAGCACCAUGAAGCGUGUGGAGCCGCAUCAGAAUUUCGAAGAGACAAUAAGACGAUUGAAGACGCAGAAGAAAAAAGGCGAAACGCAUGACAAGGGCAUACACGACAGGGGCAAGGAGGUGACGCACACCAUGGUCAACGAAAUGCCACUCAACAAUUACACGAAGCAUCCUUAGGACACGGCGAAAGGCGCGGCGACAGAAGCAACGGAACAAAAAGAGGUGAACGAUGCAGAUAACGGGAAAGAGAUACCGGCGGUGAGCAAAGCGCAAGAGGCGACAGAAAACGAUAAGGAAGUCAAUAAGGACGACUCAGGGGAGGCGAUGUGCAGCAGCAGCGCGGCAAAGAGGGCGAUAGUGAACGAUAUUGACAAACAUAUCUACGAGAACCAACUGUGAGCGAGUCAUGCUUAACGCAGAAAUGUGCUGCAAGAGGUACACAAAGUGCAACGCGCUGCAGUGGGGUGCGGCUUGAGGAAAUAAUUCAUCAGUUGCGGCGAUGGUGCGAAAAUGAUAAUAACUUUGCGGUUGUAAUUAUGCAUUCAAUUUUCCAUUUCUCGAAUUGCCUGACGCAAAACGUAAAAACGGACAAAAAAUCGCAAUGCCACAAAGCAGAAGGAGACACAGCAAAAACAGCAGCAACAACGAUAACGCAGCUUUUGUAGUUGCGUAUAAAGUUUGCUGGAUAAAUUAGUUUCAUUUGCAGUUUUAAGGGCAGCACUCAGUGGCAGCGACGCUGUGGCCGAUGUGGCAUGGAACCCAACAACACACAUAAAUGCAAAUGGCAAAAACCUCAAUUAAAAUCCGCACCAAUAAUUUAAGUCAUUCCAAUGGACCGCUACGCACAGCAUGAGAACACACACGCACACACAUGCAUCCAUACACACAUAUAUGUAUAAGUGUCUGCGCUCACUAAACCAUCGACCAUCGACCAAAUUGCAACUGUACACACACACAUAACGGUUUGGGUGGGCGAUAAAUUAGGCACAUCAUUCACUUUCACAGUCGAAGCUGUGCGGUCCGGCUCCGACACUGUUGACCAAGUGAAUGAACAAAGAGCCACGAGCAGCGUGAAACCAGCGACGGGCAUGGCAAAUCCUUUCGGGCGUCAAUGUGCUUAAAAGGGGAUAACAAUGUCCAAUACACCAGGGAUUAGCAGUGAAUAAGCGCAAACCAAAUGGCCAACAAACCGUUGGACAAGCGCAAGGAAUACGGACUUGUUAAACCGGCCGUACAGGGUGGCUCCGCACUCGCUCUGUUGCUUUUUUGUUUAUGUGUAUGGCUGGCAUUCGCUUAAACGCCAGAACAGUGCUGUCCGAUCGAUGCCGCCAACUGACCGAAUGCGCUUUAUUGCGCACAUCAAUAAAUACAUACUACAUAUGUACAUACAUAUAUAUGCAUUCAUAAGAAUAUGUAUAUACAUACGUGUAUAUUAUGUUGGUGUGUGUUUGGUUUUCCGUUGCCAGUUGUAUGCUCUAUAUUGAAAACGCCACAGUUGAUAAUUCAUUUUCUGUCGCAUGCUGCUUGUGUUGGGAAUUAUAGGUGUCUGUAAUAGCAAGGACCAAGGGCAGUUGCAAUCCCACGUGGGAACUUUUUUAAGUCGCAUUUAUGUGCUUUCGCAUUCAAAAAUCAUUUGUCGCUUGUUUCGAAAAUGAACAUGAAAGGUGGAUUUUUUAAAUGAAUUUGUUUCAAAUCAAACAAAAAUUCGACGAAUUUACAAAGUUUUUAUCGCUUGCAUCCUCUUAUCAUCGUGAAAUUUUCUAAAAUCAAAUAUUCAUGCAAUAUUGACUAUAUUAUAUACUGGUCCCAGUAAUGCCUCUAGUUGCCUCAAUCUCACGCUCUUUACCAGUUUGGCCGCAGCAUCGAUAGUUUCCGGAACAGCAACUGAUUUUGAAUGAACUGCACGAAACUCGUUUCCGAUCUACGACCUCGAUUCAAUACACCAUAACAUCAAAUUUUUCGCGAUUUAAUACCAUUUUUGGCUGAAAGCAAUAUUUUAAGUAACUGCAAACACAAAAGUGAAUAUUUUAAGUACGAAGUGCUUUUCAAAACCAUUUUCCUGAUCUUAAGAAAUGUAACCAAACAUCAUUAAAUGUUGCUUGUGCUAGGCUUCAGUCAUUAACAGCUGAGAGCAACUUAUAUAAAAUACUCUUCAGAGAAUUAUUUCUCUAAAUCUGCUGCAGUAAAUUUUAGAUUUUUUCUACAUGCUUAAAGAGAAGCCAAACUUGUGGAAUAAAAAAAAUAUUAUUGCAGUGCCUUUAACAUAAAAGCUAUUUUGAACAGACUUAAAUACAAUGAAUGCUCAAAAAGCUUUUUUCGCUAUUAACGAAACUGUUCGCACAUUAAAAGUUUUCUGCGAUAAUAAUGUAAAAGCUACUUUGAACAGGCUUAAACAAAAGAAGAAAGCUCAAAAAGCUCGUUUCGAAAACGAAAUUAAAUCGCAUUU
Messenger RNA from Bactrocera latifrons, 3477 nucleotides. RefSeq lists its product as uncharacterized. Lineage: Eukaryota; Metazoa; Arthropoda; Insecta; Diptera; Tephritidae. The transcript is spliced from 6 exons. Gene Ontology annotation, molecular function: protein binding. Bases 27 to 1208 code for a protein of 393 amino acids. The record is from RefSeq and is a predicted model, not a curated record.